Messenger RNA from Penaeus vannamei (Pacific white shrimp), 554 nucleotides. The record is from RefSeq and is a predicted model, not a curated record. NCBI's taxonomy places the organism in Eukaryota, Metazoa, Arthropoda, Malacostraca, Decapoda, Penaeidae.
UCCAGAAUGUAAACAAACAACAGAGUGAAUUCGCUGCCUGUUGCUCUACCAUCCAAUAGCGAGAAAAUGACAAAGUGACAUUCUUUUACUCUAGGACGCGAAUAUAGUAGAAUAAAAUGGCUUUGAAGAAUGCAGCAAGUGGGUAUGACUCAGCUUUUGAGGAAGAUGAGAAGCUUAGGAAGAAGCAACAAGAACGACAUGCCCUUUUCAGCAAGAACAAAGGACCACGAGGAGGUCUGCCAAGCAAAUUAUUGCUCGCAGAUGCAGCAAGUCAAGAUGAAGGGAAGAGGCUUCGCUACCAGAUGUCCAACCUGACCGCAUAUGAACGACACAAAAUGCUCAUCAACGAAUACAUUCUUUAUCAUCCAGGCAGCACCAGUACUCUAGUGCGAGAUACAUCAAAAGAUAAGAGGGAUAUUGAUGUCAUUCGUGAAAACCACCAGUUUUUGUGGGAUGCCUCAGAUGCACCUGACACGUGGGAGCGGCAGCUGGCAAAAAAGUACUUUGAUAAGCUCUUCAAGGAGUACUGUAUGUGAUAUCACGCUCAAGGAAAU